Molecule: messenger RNA, 2417 nt
Organism: Oncorhynchus masou masou (cherry salmon)
Lineage: Eukaryota; Metazoa; Chordata; Actinopteri; Salmoniformes; Salmonidae
Gene: cskmt
Product: citrate synthase lysine methyltransferase
Exons: 2
Coding region: 125-973 (282 amino acids)
Source: RefSeq, a predicted model, not a curated record
UGUGUGAAUGUCAUGUUCUUGUUGUCUGUACAUGUCUUGAAUUUGGGUUGCUCAUAUUUCAUACAAAGGAAACCCAUGAAAUGCUUCUACUGUCAUUCCGCAUACUUGUUUCCAUGGUCGAUGCAUGCUCAGUUGCCCUCCACUGCGCACACAGCAGGUAGCUUGCUGCUCAGCAGUGCGUGAGGGAGGAUUUCUAGGAGAGAUACGAAUCAUGGCGCUGAUUUUAAACAUCCUGUCGCCAAGGAGGUUGGGGACGUUAAUUGCAAACACACGUGUAAGGCACCACUCCAGUCUGACAACUGAACUUAUCAACAACAUGGACAAGAAAGCAACAUGGGACCGGUUCUACACAGAAAACAGCAAGGCAACCAACUUCAAGAAUUUUGAGUGGUUCUUUGGUUUCGACGCAAUCCGGGACUUCAUCUUGCCUAUGCUGCAUUCACAGCACAACUCUGAUGCCCUACAUGUUCUGGACAUGGGUUGUGGUACCUCUGCCCUGGGACCUUGCAUAUACAGACACUCUCCCUGGCCAGUGCAGGUGACCUGCGCUGACAUCUCUGCUAUUGCUGUGCGCCUUAUGCAGGAACACACAGAAACCAAAGCCCUGCAACCUCAGAACACUUCCUCUAAGCUGGACUUCUUAGAACUGGACUGCACUCAUCUCCACAAACACUUUGGUUCUGAGAGCCUAGACCUCAUUCUAGACAAGGGCACCAUAGAUGCCUUGCUAAGGUCGAGGGAAGGUGGGGCCAAGGCCAGUCAAGUGCUUAAGCAGUGUCUAAGGGUGUUGAGGGACUCUGGGUCUCUCCUUCAGUUCUCAGAUGAGGACCCUGAUGCCAGAAUGUUGUGGCUGGAGAAAGAGGGCCAGGAGCCGGGGAUGAUGGUUGCCGAUGUGGGGGUGCAGGAGGUGGGAGAGUUAAGGGGAGUAACUUAUUACUGCUACCAAGUUACAGCUCAUCCUGUAGCACAGUAGAUAGUUGUUUGUGUAUGUCUGCGUUGUCAGGGAGUGAACAUCUUUGAUGUGACUAAUAAAUAAUUCAUUUCUUGAUACAACUGACCAACUUUUAUCUAGACAAAAGAUAUACACACAUUUCUUUCUUUGUCUACACAAUAUGAACAGAGGUCUUGUGAAGAGCUGUCCAACUAUACUAUAAAACAAUUACUGUAGACUUGACAUUUUAUUCGGAAGGACAGUUCACAGUGAAAGUUUACAUUUCCAAGGCCUAUAUGUAGUAAGGAAAGCAAUUAACAUUUGUCAAAGGUAAAAUGUUACAUGGUCAGUACUGGAUUCUUUUUUUCUAAUUCAUGGUUUAACCCUUUUCUUAUACAUUAAUGAGUUAUCCCUUUUUAUAAUUAUUCAUAAGUUCAUUAAAACAUUUAUCACAAGUUAAAAAUAAGCAAUAGUUGUGUGAAAAUCUCAUAAGAAAAGAAAAUGAAGGACCUGGUCCAUUUUAGUUUAUGUUUUUAAAAAUGCUGUAGAAGUUGGCUGCAUCUGCAGUCGCAUCCAGUUUAACGCCCUGACAGAACUUAGGAGGGAAGAACUGCUGGGGGUCAUCGAUCCCAACAACAAUGUUGAAGAAGCUGUAAGUGAAAAGAAAAACAGAAUUAUCACAUAGCAUAAUGGAUAUCUUAUCUGUAGAUUUAACGAAAGUCAAAUCCAUGCUUCGGGAUAAUUAUGAAAGUACUAAUCAUUAAUAAUUCAUUCAACUUUUAUAUAGAAAUUAUGGAUUUUGAUGUUUCCAGAAGUGCCAAACUAGCUAAUGAAGACAUUCUUUUGAAUGUUUUGGAGCACAAAAUGGACUGAGGAACCUCCUCAGAAUGAGGAUAUGUAACAAACACUACAUAGGCCUACAAGACUAUAUAUUGAUGUCAAAUAUUACUAUUAUAGCGUUGUCAGUAGAGGAAAAAAAUCCAGCCAUUUAAAAAUAAAAACCAGUCAUUUUACACACUGCCCAAUAAUAUACACACUUACGUUGUAAGCACCCAGCCAGUCUUGUCCGUGUAGUACGUAGUGCUGACAGGUAUGCAGCCAAACUCAGUGAAGGUGCUCAACCACUUGUCUUUACCUGAAGAUUAAAUUGAUCAAUCAGAUAAACAAAAUCAGGGAGCAGAAAUUUGAUUUGAGAACACAAAACUUAAUUGCCAUAAAAAAAAAGUUGCUAGGAAUGAUUCUCUCCCUGACCGAGUCUGAAAUACCUACAUGUUUCAAGCAGACCACCAUAGUGCCUGUGCCCUAGAACACCAAUGUAACCUGCCUAAAUGUGGGCAAAGCUGUCAAGAGUGGCUACUUUGAAUAAUCUCAAAUAUAUAUUUUAAUUUGUUUAACACUUUUUUGGUUACUACUUUCAUAGUUUUGAUGUCUUAUAUUAUUAUACAAUGUAGAAAAGAGUAAAAAUAAAGAAAAACCCUUGAAUGAA